This is a messenger RNA of Quercus robur (English oak), 2568 nucleotides long. RefSeq names its product beta-galactosidase 6-like. Lineage: Eukaryota; Viridiplantae; Streptophyta; Magnoliopsida; Fagales; Fagaceae. Gene Ontology annotation, cellular component: vacuole; cell wall. Bases 203 to 2392 code for a protein of 729 amino acids. The record is from RefSeq and is a predicted model, not a curated record. Gene Ontology annotation, biological process: carbohydrate metabolic process. Gene Ontology annotation, molecular function: beta-galactosidase activity. The transcript is spliced from 18 exons.
GAAUAAAGAUAGAAAUACCAGAAUAACAUAUUUGACCCCAAUAUCAUAUCCCCCUCACAUGUAUGAUGUAUCUAUCUGCUCACCUACUCCCAGUAUAAAUAAUCUAUCUUCUCAUGUUUUGUUAUAACACCAGCCUAGAGAGAGAGAGAGAGAGAGAGAGGGUAGUAAAGGAGCUUAGAAACCAAACCGGGUUAAGCUUGAGAUGGAGUGGUGGUGGAGACUGUAUUGGGGGCUUGUGGUGAUUAUAAUGGUGGAAGAUGGUAGCCACGCUGAAGGAGGAGAAGUCACAUACGAUGGAAGAUCUCUCAUCAUUGACGGGAAGAGACAAAUGCUAUUUUCUGGUUCAAUUCACUAUCCACGUAGCACACCUGAGAUGUGGCCAUCUUUGAUAGCUAAAGCCAAGAAAGGAGGAUUGGAUGUUAUUCAAACCUAUAUAUUUUGGAAUCUUCAUGAGCCUCAACCUGGUCAGUAUGAUUUUAGUGGAAGAUAUGAUCUGGUGCGAUUCAUCAAAGAAAUCCAAGCACAAGGGUUGUAUGCUUGCCUUAGGAUUGGACCUUUCAUUGAGAGUGAAUGGAAUUACGGGGGGUUUCCAUUUUGGUUGCAUGAUGUCCCUGGCAUUGUUUAUCGAUCAAACAAUAAGCCAUUUAAGUUCUACAUGCAAAAUUUUACCACAAAAAUAGUGAACUUGAUGAAGUCGGAGGGUUUAUAUGCCUCACAAGGAGGUCCCAUCAUACUGUCACAGAUUGAGAAUGAAUAUCAAAAUGUCGAAGCAGCAUUCCACGAAAAAGGACCCCCUUAUGUUCGUUGGGCAGCUAAAAUGGCGGUUGGUCUCCAAACUGGCGUACCAUGGAUCAUGUGCAAGCAAACUGAUGCUCCUGAUCCAGUGAUUAAUACAUGCAACGGGAUGAGAUGUGGAGAAACUUUUGGAGGACCCAACUCACCAAAUAAGCCUUCAUUGUGGACAGAGAAUUGGACUUCUUUCUAUCAAGUAUAUGGCCAGAAGCCAUACAUAAGAUCUGCUGAAGACAUUGCAUUUCAUGUAGCACUUUUUAUUGCAAGAAAUGGAAGCUAUGUAAAUUAUUACAUGUACCAUGGUGGAACAAAUUUUGGGAGAACAAGCUCUGCAUAUAUCAUAACAGCUUAUUAUGAUCAAGCUCCUCUUGAUGAAUAUGGACUAAAAAGGCAACCUAAGUGGGGGCAUCUUAAGGAUUUGCAUGCUGCAAUUAAAUUGUGCUCUACACCUCUGCUGCAAGGAGUACGAACAAACUAUUCUUUAGGCCAACAUCAAGAGGCCAUUGUUUUCCAAGAAGAGAUUGGAGGUUGUGCAGCAUUUCUUAUAAACCAUGAUGGAAAUAACAUUACUGUACAAUUUCAAAAUAUAUCACUUAAAUUGCUUCCAAAGUCAAUCAGCAUUCUACCAGACUGUAAAAAUAUAGCCUUCAAUUCAGCAAAGGUGAAUACAAAGUAUAAUGACCGAAUCAUAACACUAGCACAAACUUUUGAUUCAACUGAUAGUUGGGAAGAAUUCAAAGAUGAGAUUGUGAACUUCGAAGAUACAUCACUAAAAUCAAAUGGCUUACUUGAGCACACGAAUACAACCAAAGACAAAUCUGAUUAUCUUUGGUAUACAAUUAGGCUUGAACACAAUUUUUCUUCUACCGAAGCAGUAUUGCAUGUUCAAUCUCUUGCACAUGUUGCGCAUGCUUUUCUGAACAACAUAUAUAUAGGUUCUGCAAAUGGAAGUUUUACUACGAAGAACUUCACGAUGGAUAUUCCAUUUAUGGUCAAAGAUGGAAUAAACAAUAUUUCUAUACUCAGCGUAAUGGUUGGGCUACAGGAUUCAGGAGCUUUUCUUGAAAGAAAAAAGACUGGCUUAACAACAGUGACAAUUCAAGGGGACAACAACAAAUUUUAUAAUUUGACAAACUAUGAAUGGGGAUAUAAGGUUGGACUACUUGGAGAAGAAUUGCAAAUAUAUAGAGAAGAAAAUGUGGGAGAUGUAGUGUGGCGUGAAAGUGGAAUCUCUACCAAUCAAACACUUACUUGGUACAAGAUAUUUUUUGAUGCACCCAAGGGAGAUGAUCCUGUUGCCUUAAACCUUAGUUCAAUGGGGAAAGGUGAAGCUUGGGUUAAUGGACAAAGCAUUGGUCGCUAUUGGAUUUCUUUCCAUGACUACCAAGGCAAUUCAUCACAAAUACUGUAUCAUGUGCCCAGAUCAUUCCUCAAAACUGGUGAAAAUCUUUUAGUUUUGCUUGAAGAAAAUGGUGGCAACCCUCUUCAGAUUUCCUUGAACACCGUGUCAAUCAUCAACGUACAAAAAGAUUCAUCUGACGAUCAGCUUGUCUCUUCCUUCGAAGAUUACAUAGAGAUGGAAAGUUAUAGGUAUUCUUAAUUUCUUAUUAGGUAUAGAUGAAUUCAAGUCCCCUACUAUACAAAGUGAUAAUAUAUAAUAGGCUAAUAAAUCUGUUUCCUCCUUGUCUGGGAACGAGCAUUUUGAGCAGAAUUCAUGAUGUAAAUCCCUUCACAUUCUUCAUUUAAAUAAUAAUCAAAGUCCAGGUAGUUAUUAUA